AUGGUGUUGCUAAAAGUUAUACUCGUCGUUCUAAUCUCGGAAAUUGGUUCAUUUGCGAAGGAAGAUGAAAAUUCACCUGUAACCUUGCCUCCACAGUCAUUGAUAAAUGACACGGACUCUAAAGGGUGCAACCGUCAAUUAUUACCCUAUUUCGAUGGAGACGGAGAAACGGGUUUUAUGGGUGGUGGUUUCUUGACCGUUAACUGUACAAAAUCUUGCCCAGAGGGGAUAAAGGAAACGGAUGUGAAUGGAAACGAAUGCCUCGCGUCAUGGAAUUACUUGGACAAUUCAACUGUUACAGUCCUGGUGGGGUCGUGUAAAAAUGGAUCUUGUAAUCCUGGCGAUCCCUCGGAGUGUCGUAAUAUUACGCUUGCUGGAGAAGACAGUGAAGAAGAGGAAGAAGAAGCAAACGAAUGA
This is a messenger RNA of Ixodes scapularis (black-legged tick), 417 nucleotides long. RefSeq lists its product as uncharacterized. The record is from RefSeq and is a predicted model, not a curated record. The transcript is spliced from 5 exons. Bases 1 to 417 code for a protein of 138 amino acids. Lineage: Eukaryota; Metazoa; Arthropoda; Arachnida; Ixodida; Ixodidae.